AUGCCGCCCCAAAGAUACAACAGGCGCAAGAGCAAUUCAUCGACGCCACUACCACGGCCACCUUUCCCAGAAAUGGAUAAUGUAGUGUUCCAAGGUGCAGUGACCGCUGUUGUAUCCCAAAUCAGCAGUAGUAGCAACAGAUGUGGAAAUGGAACAAACAGUUCCAAUCAAAGUGAAAACCAAGGGCACCUAAGGGAAUGUACCUAUAAAGACUUUGUGAACUACAAGCCCAAGCCCUUAAAUGGAAUUGGUGGCGUCAUUGCUCUGAUGCGAUGGUUCGAAAAGACGAAAUCAAUAUUUGAAAUUUGUUCCUACGCAGAAGAGAGCAAAGGGAAUAACGGAUGGCUGGAAGAAUCCGAGGAUGAACCUGAAGAGGACCCCGAGGAGGAGUCUGAAGAGGAACCCGAGGAAGACCCCGGGGAGGAAUCCGAAGGGGAACCUGAGGUGGAAGUCGGAGACGGACCUGCAGAGCCAGUGGUGGACCAAGAGGAGGAGGAAGUUGAAGGAGGUCUCGAGGAGGAACCCAGCGAAGACGAAGAUGGUGAUUCGGACGCAGAGGCCGAAGUUAUCAGCCCCCCUUAUCCGAUUAGGGUACCCGCUUAUCGAGUAGGCCCCACUGGUCCUACACCCCUCUAA
This is a messenger RNA of Lactuca sativa (garden lettuce), 636 nucleotides long. Lineage: Eukaryota; Viridiplantae; Streptophyta; Magnoliopsida; Asterales; Asteraceae. The record is from RefSeq and is a predicted model, not a curated record.